Messenger RNA from Dentiscutata erythropus, 277 nucleotides. NCBI's taxonomy places the organism in Eukaryota, Fungi, Glomeromycota, Glomeromycetes, Diversisporales, Gigasporaceae. The record is from the annotation of a GenBank genome assembly.
UUGAAGUAGCCACUAGAAGUGAAAACGCAUAUAAGAAUGAAAUUCAUAAUUAUAAAGAAGCGAUUCAAGAUAUCUAUGAUCAAAUUGAUAACUUAGAUGUUAAUAAAUUAAACAGUAUAUUAUGCACAAAUGAAAUUCCUGGCCUUCAAAAUUUUGCAGCAACUAAUGAAUUGCCUGCUGUAAUUUGUUAUUCAAAUUUCGAAGAAGCAACUGAUCAUUCUGAACCAAGAAUACAUGAAAUUAAUAAUACUGAAAAUAUUAUUAAUUCAGAACCUUC